AUGUUACAAGCUUUUCAAAAUAAACGUAUAUUGAAAAAUAUCCUUUCUAAUUUAAUGGAUAAAGAUAUCAUGAAUUUAAACUAUGUAUCUAAGGGUAUAAAUAUGGCUAUAAGAGGAUUAAAACAUUAUGAAAAAAUACCUUCUGAAUCACUUUAUAUAACUUUACAUAUUCAACAAAAUUCUUAUACAUAUAAAUCUGUUCCUGAAAAAUUUGAUCCAACACAAGUUUCUAAGAUAACAUUUAAUUUUCUUUUACUUGGAUUACCAUUUCAAUAUGAAAAUUUUAUUGAUGAAUAUUAUAUAAUACUCAAAAAAAUUUGUACGGAUAUUAACAUGUUAUUUUUACAGAAUCAUAAUAAUUUACAUAUUAAAAUACAAUCAUACUAUCAUUUUUUUGAAAAAUUUAUUAUCUCUUUUAUUGGUUCUAUUAUUUGCAAUAAUAAUGUUAAAUUAGAUAUUGAUAUCAAACCAUAUAAUGGAGAUUUUAAUUUUAUAUAUCCAUAUUUUAUAUAUCCAAAAUAUAAUAUGUUUGAAGGAUUUAAAAAUAUUAAUAGUAUUACAAUUAGAAGCAAUUUUGAUAAAGGAAUAGAUGUUUAUAAAUAUUUUUUUCAAUGUCUUCCUAAUAAUAAUUCUUUUAAAAUAAAUAUAAAUUUUAUUGAAUAUUUAAAUGAAAAACAAUGGGAAAAUGUUAAAUGUAUAAUAAAUUCACGAAAAUGGGUUAAAAUUAAGAUUGGUAUAAAUUGUUGGGGUGAAGAUGGUUCAUUUUGGCAUUAUAUUCCAAAUGCUAUAACUACUGAUUUUUUAAAAAAUAUUUAUCGAUUUGAGGUUAAUGGAGAUUCAUUCAAUAUAUUAAGAAAAUUUAAAUCACUUUUUAUAAAAAUGGUAAAUCUUAAAACAUUGGUUUGUAAUUUUCAUGUGUAUGAAUAUGUUAUUAAAUCAUUUAAUCAAUUGUCAAAGAAUAAUUUUGAAAAAAUGAAUGUUUAUGAAGAGAUAAAGAAUCUUAAAAAUUUAACAAGUGUUAAUUUUAUUUUUAAUUAUAUAUAUGAUUUUAAUCAAAAUAAUGAAGAAAAUUUAAUGGCUAUUGAUUAUACAUUUAAUAAACUAUUAGAAUCUUUACCUUCUUCAAUUACCAAAUUAAGUGUAACUGGAAUAAGAAGUAUAAAUGUAAACUUAGCAGAGAAGAUGAAUAAAUUACUACCAAAUUUAAUUUAUUUGAAUAUUUCAAAAGUUAAUCAUUUGGAUGAAAAUUUUCUUAUGAAAAUGCCUAAUAUUAGGUUUAUUGUUUCACAUGCAUGUCAACCAGUGAAAAUUCCAACAACAAUUUCUGUUUGUGGAACUUUUUGUUGUAUUAAUCCAGAACCAAUUGAAUGUGUCAAAUUUUUUAAAACUUAUUGGAAGUAUUGUUACUGUAAACAAUAUCAUAAGGCUUGGAAAAAAUCUAUAAGACAAUCAAAAAGAUAUCGAAAGUUACUUAAAUAUUCUACUGACUAUAAUAUGAAUAUUUUCUAUAAUGAGAUAAAAGAUGGUUGGAAUGUUUUAAAAGUAUUUGAUGAAGAGUAUUUCAACAAUAUGUAUAAAGAUAUAUAUUACCGAACAAAUAUAGCAUAA
Strongyloides ratti is the source of this 1608-nucleotide messenger RNA. RefSeq lists its product as hypothetical. The transcript has a single exon. Lineage: Eukaryota; Metazoa; Nematoda; Chromadorea; Rhabditida; Strongyloididae. The record is from RefSeq and is a predicted model, not a curated record. Bases 1 to 1608 code for a protein of 535 amino acids.